Molecule: messenger RNA, 4168 nt
Organism: Brienomyrus brachyistius
Lineage: Eukaryota; Metazoa; Chordata; Actinopteri; Osteoglossiformes; Mormyridae
Gene: hey2
Product: hes-related family bHLH transcription factor with YRPW motif 2
Exons: 5
Coding region: 237-1256 (339 amino acids)
Biological process (GO): regulation of neurogenesis; anterior/posterior pattern specification; regulation of transcription by RNA polymerase II
Cellular component (GO): nucleus
Molecular function (GO): protein dimerization activity; DNA-binding transcription factor activity, RNA polymerase II-specific; RNA polymerase II cis-regulatory region sequence-specific DNA binding
Source: RefSeq, a predicted model, not a curated record
AGGGGGUGUCACGCCAGCACUGAAAGUAGGCAGAGCCCAGCUCUCCGAGGAAGCUGUAGGGCAGUGAGGCUGGAAGCCCCCGAUCGACGGCUCGGGGCGUGUUUUUCUCAUGUGGGUGUUCCCGGGGAGGACGUGGGCGGCGACGCGGCUGCGACUCAGGCUCCGGCUGUCCGUGGGAAACGAGUUCAGAGGGAUCCGCCGAGUCACCUGGACGCACACGAAGCGGCGACAGCACCAUGAAGAGACCCUGUGAGGAGACCAGCUCCGACAGUGACAUGGAUGAAACCAUUGAUGUGGGCAGUGAGAACAAUUAUUCAGGCGGUUCAGUUAUUCGAUCAAAUUCUCCGACAACAACCUCCCAAGUCAUGGCACGAAAAAAACGACGAGGGAUAAUCGAAAAAAGACGGAGAGAUCGAAUUAAUAAUAGUUUAUCGGAACUCCGGAGACUAGUUCCAACCGCAUUUGAAAAGCAGGGAUCGGCUAAACUAGAAAAAGCAGAAAUAUUGCAGAUGACAGUUGAUCACCUGAAGAUGCUGCAGGCCACCGGAGGUAAAGGCUACUUCGAUGUCCACGCCCUCGCAAUGGACUUCAUGAGCAUCGGGUUCAGGGAGUGUCUGACAGAAGUGGCCCGGUACCUCAGCUCUGUGGAGGGCUUGGACACGAGCGACCCGCUGCGCAUGCGUCUGGUUUCCCACCUCAGCACUUGCGCCACCCAGAGGGAGGCUGCCGCCAUGACGUCCUCCAUGGCGCACCACCCGCACGCGCUACACCCACACCAGUGGGCGGCCGCCUUCCAUCCCCUACAGCAGGCCUUCCUCCAGCAAACUGGACUCCCAACUGCCGAGGGCACGGCCGGCCGGCUCGCCGACGUCCCCACGCGUGGCUCGGCGCUCCUGGCGGCCGCCUUCUCCCCCGCGGACUCAGCCCUCAGGGCGCCAUCUGCUGGCAGUGUGGCGCCCUGCAUGCCCCCGCUCUCCACCUCCCUCCUGUCCCUAUCGGCCACCGUGCAGGCCGCUGCUGCCGCCGCCGCUGCCGCCCAGACCUUCCCGCUCUCGUUCCCUGGAGGAUUUCCCAUCUUCAGCCCCAGCAUGACGGCUAUGUCCGCCGCCUCUUCGGACGCUAGUCCCUCUCCGUCGACCCCGUCGGAAUCCCAGCCAGGUGCCGGGGGCAGCAGCGGUAGUAGAAGCAGCAGCAGUAGCAGCAGUAACAGCAGCAAACCCUACCGGCCUUGGGGGACGGAAGUGGGGGCGUUUUAACCCUUGGCUUUGUGGACGUCUUGUGUGGCUGGAAGUCGUUCCACACUCUCGGACUGAAACAUCACCUCACUCCAUUGGAUAUGUCUCACCCUGUCCGUGAACUUUUGACACCUGUUUUGUCUUCCGCCUGGUUGUAGUACGUGAGGCACGGAAAAAGUACAGACAUUAUUUCACCCAAUGUGAACCUAACAAACAACACUAACCCUUAAGUCUGACUGAAUUUUACUUUUUUUUUUAAGUCUGGUGAAUGGAAGCCGGUGGAUCUUUUUGAUUUAUUUGUCAACUUCUUACUCUUUUCAUCAUUUUCUCCAAGCUGUUAGGAGUAGAUGUCUGGUCCACUCUCUUCUCGUCCAUUAGGAUCUUACAGUACAAACGUGAACAUUUAUGAUUCUGUUUCAGUUGGUCGGCUGUAUGUGGCAUCAAACAGCUGAGGUAGCCAUGACACCUAGAAUUUUUCUCCAAUAAUCCAAAGUCUUCGAUUUUUAUGGGCCUAUAUCGCAGUUAGGAAAAUAUCGAUGAUAUCCAUUCGAGAACAGGACUGUAGCCCAAGGCACAGAGAUUUCUGAUUUGCUCUUAGCUGUAACAAAUAGAACUAUGACCAUUGUAAUCAGCAGGAUAUUGCCUCAAUGUAGUCUGGGGCCGGGCCACACACACUCGCUUACUCACAUACACAAUAGACAAUACAAGUGGUUUUGAGUUUUCAGUGAAUCAGAAAAGAAAGCCGUGAAAUGAAACCAAAGGUCAGUGAGAUAAUCAGACAAAGUGAAAAAUAUGGUGUGUUUUAAUCUAUGAACUAAUUAAAAAGCCUGUAAAUAAUUAUAUGUUUGAAAUCGUAAAGUAGGAGUUUUAUCAGAGAUUUUAAAGUUUAGGAUAAUGCACUUCACUCCUCGGCUUUGUGAAGAAGGAUUCAAACCCUCCAGGAGAGAAUGUACAUGAACCACGCAGGAAAAAUAAAAACAAACACUAAGGAUAGUAUUACCUAUAUAAUAACUCAGCUGUAAUGUGUUUCACUUUAUUAUUUUUUUUUUAACUUCCCACGUUGUGUUGUAAACUGUAAAACAUUUCUAUGCAAACAGAAGCGCUGAAGGUGUCACUUAUUAAAAACAAACACUUCUCUCUUUUUUCGGGAACAUGUUGACAUUCUUGGCAUCCGUGCUCGUGCUUGCAAAGCCCAGCAAUCCAGCCACCACAUCUGCUCGUGGCACGAUAUUCCUGGUGAGAGCCGGUAUAUGGUAUGCCGGGAGGAAUGUUGUGGGGAAUAUCGACAGACGAGUGCCACGAAGAAUGCACGCAGCCUUUUUCCAUUGAUGAAAAACAAACUCCCCCCAGAGUGCCAUUUAGGCGAUGGAGAGCAAACAAACAAACAAGCCACAUUUGUGGUAUUUAUGUAUUACAAAGAUAUCGGGACUCCUUUGACUCUUCCUACCACAGACUGCGGUUAAAGCCCAUUAAUCUGACGUCCCAACGCAAACAAAGCACCAUCGUAUUGGUCUUUGGGGUGAAUGUCUCUUAAAUUGCUGUAAUUAACAUCGGUAUGAAGGGAUUCAAAUUAUAAGUAACAAAGACCGAGUGAUACUUGUUGCGUUGACAGUCAAGCUUAAAAACAAGACAAUUAGAGGAGACGAGGCACAAAACAAAUGAUCAACUAUCAUUUUCAUUUUAAAAUUGUAUAGUUUGUAUUAGUGCCGAGUUAAAAACAAUGCAGUAAGAUACAACAAAAGUACUUAAAAUUAAAUUGGAUGGUGUUUUAACAAUGUAACAACACAGGCUGAUUCUGGAAAUAGUACUGCUUGAUUUACGCUAAUAUUUUAAUAUCGUGAUUUUUAAGACAUGUUUCUUGCUGUAUAUUAUCCCGCAUUCGAAAGAGUACCAAUUGUUGAGCGUUUAUUCUAAGCAAAAAAAACAGCAAAAAAAGACUAUUUCCGAACUAUAGUUUUAGGAUAACAGCACGCAUUUCUGUUCAAGCAGCCCCAAAAUGCGCCCAAAGGCGCUGGCUUGCCUAAAACAUACUGAAGGUUUCACGAAGCAGGCAAACACAUGAAAGCAAAACAACUCCGGUCACUCCUCACAAGAUGGGUCUUUAUGCGAGGCUAAUCCACUCUCUUUAUCCCGAGGUCUGUUAGAAAGAUUUACAUUAGUAAAUCACUGUCACACCAUUAAAUUCCUUAAGAGAAAAGUAUCAGCAUUUCCAAGUGAAUGGGGAUUACGACAAACAGCGCCUGCUGUCCACCGACAACCAUGGGAACAGCGCUCGGCUAUAAAUCCGCGGGUUAUCUGCCCGGCUCCGGCUGGUUCUCACGCCGGGGUCCGCUCUUUGAAGUGGCCGCCAUAAAACAGCUACGCAUGGUCGCUGGGCACAGAAACAUCAAAUACGCGGCGUGCAUGGCGUGGAAAUAGACACGACGAACGCAAAUAAUCACCUUAUUAUGAACAAGGAAGCAUUAAUUAACCCAAUAAUAAUAAAGGUGAAACCCAAACGUAAAAGAGUUCUCUGAUCAUGAAGUUCAAAGGGAUUACGUGAUUCGGUUGCUGAAAUUUUUCUGACUACUGUUCACAACGACUAUUGCGUGGAAAAAGCAUAAUAAAACAUUCGAAUAAUUAGGGCUAACUAGCGAAUUGUGUGAAUGACACAGAACAAAUGUAUUAACUUAAAUGGUAACUUCAAAUUUGAAUGCUUAUUUCACGUUUACAAGAAAUGUAUAAUUUUUUAAUGGUUACAUGGCUUGUUACAACAAAUACUGAUAAAAAGUGUAUAUUCCCCUUUUAUGUUACUUUCUGGCCAAUCUUAAUAUCUUAAUAAGCUAAUAGCAUAUUAAUAACACAGUGCUUUGUAAACAUCAAUCACCGUUAUACCCAUAGUUUUUGUUGUCUUCGUUUUUAUUUACGUUUUUAAUAAAUAAACCUUAACUGUG